Molecule: messenger RNA, 984 nt
Organism: Adineta steineri
Lineage: Eukaryota; Metazoa; Rotifera; Eurotatoria; Adinetida; Adinetidae
Source: the annotation of a GenBank genome assembly
AUGUCAGCAUCCAAUACUCCAAACCGUAUACGUCAUACACCAAAAACAACUCGUGCUUAUGAAUCGAGUGAUGGUGAUACACCAAGUCCAGCACGUUUUCGAUCAAAACGUAAUUGUAAUAAUGAAACAAAUGAAAAUUUACAACGACGUAACAAAUAUCAUCCAUAUCAAGCUCCUGCUUGUUUUGAUGAAAAUGCAAAUGAACCAUUUCAUGAUGAAAAUCAACGAACUCCAAAUAAACCAUCGACACCAAAUAAUCGUACGAAUAAAUCAAAUAUAAAAAAUGAUGAAAGACCCAAAACACCCAAACCUAGUUUUGAAGAAGAACAACAAGAAUUACAAAAAUCUUUAUCGAAAGAUUGGUGUGAUAAAAUGGAUAAUGAAGAAGCAGAAGAAAAAAAAUUACAUAGUUUUGUAUUGUAUUUAAAACAAUUUUCUGUACAUGAAAAUAAAACAACAGAAGAAAUUCUUGGUUCAAUUGAAUGUUGUCCGAAAGAACUUUUACGACGACAAAAAGAUAUUAGUAAAGGUAAAUUAUCUAAAGCAUAUGAAGCAUACAUAUCAGCGAUUCCUCGAAAAUGUCGGGCACGACAACAUCCACGUACACCAUGCAAAUAUGCUAAAAUGUCUCGACGUGGUUUUGAUGGAGCAAUUAAAGCAUGGCGUCGAAAACUUCAUGAAUUUGGUUCAGAUAAAUUAAAAGAAAAUGGUGGUAAUAAUGAUGAUGAUUCAAUUUCUUUAUCAUCAUCAUCACAACGUAGUGAUGGUUAUUCCACUCCAUCAUCAGCAUCCAUGAGCUUGGAAGAUAUUGAUGAAAAUUUCUUACCUGAUUUAUAUGAUUUCGAAGAAUCACUUGCAGUUAAUUCAAAUAAUAAUCAAGAUAUUGAACUUAAAUUUGGUCCAGUUAUUGAUAUUGAUGUAGCUGAUUCAAUGGAUACAAUUGUGAAUAAUGUUGAUUCACGCUCAGCAAUGGCAUUUGAUUAA